Molecule: messenger RNA, 2549 nt
Organism: Frankliniella occidentalis (western flower thrips)
Lineage: Eukaryota; Metazoa; Arthropoda; Insecta; Thysanoptera; Thripidae
Product: putative phosphatidate phosphatase
Exons: 6
Coding region: 496-1494 (332 amino acids)
Biological process (GO): phospholipid metabolic process; phospholipid dephosphorylation; signal transduction
Molecular function (GO): phosphatidate phosphatase activity
Source: RefSeq, a predicted model, not a curated record
GUGGAAGUGGGAGUAGUGAACUUGAGAUAGAAGAAGGAAGCAGGAGAAAGGGAAAUGACGAUGAUUGAAGAAACCAAAGGAAAAUUGAGAAAGAUACCGGCAGGAGGAGGCAGGUGCGAAGAAAGAGAAGUAAAUCGAAGGGAAGGCAAGACAAGGCAAACGACAUAGUCCUAUAUCCUAUAUGUGAUAUCCGUGUUCUUAUGGGGUUGCUCUUGAACUCGAUCAUGAAGGACUUGUAGAGAAGGAAGAAAAGUCAGGAUCUGAUCCUUUUCGCUGGUCGAUGAUGGUUGUCCAACAAGGUGUGGCAGUUUUCAACCAUGUUCUCUUCUAAGGGCCAGCUGAAGUAGGUUAAGGGUCGUAAAGGAAGCAGACGUCAGCUAUCAAAUCAAAAUUGAUCUGUUAUCUUGCGGGGUCAAGUCCAUAGAGCCAGCGCCCAUAGCCCCAGAACUUCUUGUUCAGGUAUAGAGCGUGCUUACGGCUGCGCCCAGCUCAACCAUGGAUAGAGACUCUAAGUAUCUUCUUAGAAAGAUCAUCAUAGAUGUGGCAGUGUUGUUAACGAUUGGAUUACCAAUUUUGCUCUUUUUCUUGUUUGGUAAGCCAUAUCAUCGUGGGUUCUAUUGUAAUGAUGAAUCCCUAAUGCACCCAUUCAAAGAGUCAACUGUCACAAACUUAAUGUUGUAUAUUAUUGGUUUAUUUCUACCAAUAACUGUGAUUAUUAUUACUGAGUUUUACAUCCAUCGAUCAGCAGCAGGUCAUGUGGCUCAGAUCUUCAUGGGACAUGCAGUUCCCUCAUGGGUGUGGAAUUCAUACAAAGUAAUUGGAGUGUUUGGAUUUGGUGCAGCAAGCUCUCAGCUUACUACUGAUAUUGCAAAGUACACCAUAGGUCGUCUACGUCCACAUUUUAUUGAUGUUUGCAAACCAAACAUUAACUGUAGUUUACCAGAAAACCAGCAUAAAUAUUGGGAAGAAUUUGAAUGUACAGCCAACAUAGGCUCUCGCAAGCUUAAAGAGGCGAGGCUUUCAUUUCCAUCCGGACAUUCAUCUUUCUCUGCAUACACCAUGGUCUUUCUCGUGUGCUAUCUUCAAUCACAAAUGACGUUCAAGGGCUCAAAACUGUUACGGCAUGCUAUUCAAUAUUUAUGCUUGAUGCUGUCUUGGUCAACAGCCAUGUCACGCAUUUCCAAUUACAAGCACCACUGGAGCGAUGUUUUGUCAGGAUUACUCAUUGGCACUAUUGUAGCCAUCUUAACUGUUGUGUAUGUAUCUGAUUUAUUCCCGCGGCAAGCCACUAAAGGCGAAACUGAACAACUUAUGAGGCGGGGCUCUCCCAACAAGAGAGAAGUACAGCCUGCUUAUUAUGACAGCACUCAAGACCACCAAACAUUACCACUACAUACUGUUGAUGGUCAACAUUUAAGCCCCAAGGAAAAUAGGCGAAAUUCUCCUGACCUCUCCUGUUCUCGUGAGCCACUUAGCAGGAAUCAACUUGCAUAAUAACCACAAGUACCUCAAGAUAUUCCUGUGGCAGUGCUUCUAAAUUUUCUUAAGCCUCUGUUCAAGUUAGGUGACAUUAAUUUCUUCCGUAGCUGUAUAGAAUUUAUCUGUCUGCAUUUAAUUAACAAAAAGCUCAAAGUAAAAUUUCACAUGAAAUGAGUGGGAAAUACAAUGUAACCUAUUUAUUACUCCUAGUUUCUAUCUGUUUAGGAUUAGAAAUGUUAAGUAUUACUAAUAUGUACUACCUCUAUGUACUUGUAGGUAUUUGUCUGACUUCAAAAAGACGUCUUCUGUGUUUCCUAAAAUUCUUAGUUUCCAAAGACUUUUUUAUUAAGCAACAAAGGCUAAAAUUGCAUGCCACACAAAAGUGAAGAAUUUUAACUUUUUUUUUUAAAUUUACAUGUUAUCUAAUUUGGGCUGUCUUUUUGACCAUUUGCCUUCUUCAAUAUUUGAUAGAGUCAAGAUGCUUAACUGUCUGUAGUGCACAAAAUAGAAAGCACAUGCUCCUUAAAACAAAUUUAAAUUAUUUUGUAACAUGUAACAAAGAGGUAACAUGUGUGUUCGUUUGCAGUUCUUACUGGGAUUUGACUUCAUCAACGAAUGAGUGUUGUGUUAAACUAUUAUCGGGCUUUGUUGGUUUUCUUCUUUUUAAUUAUCUAGUGUGAUAUCUACGCUGUUAAACCUUUGUGAUAUUUUAAAGGAUUUGUUAUGUUUGUUUAUAUUUGUUUGCUACAACAGCUUUAAACGUUUCUUUUUCCCCUUUUUUAUAUCUUCUUGUUUGUUUUUGUUGUUUGUUUUUUGACUCAAUGAGUAGCUUUUCUUGUGAAUGUCAUUCUCUGGGACCUCAGUCAUAUUUGUACCUCAUAUUAAUUUGUUAGUAAGAUGAUAGGUAAGACAAUGGCGUCUGCUCCAAACAAAUGUGUGAUAUGUUCAUGGCUUCCUGUCUUAAUUCUGUAUCUACCAAGUUUGUCUUUUACAUAUGUACCUUCAUGUUUCUGUGUUACUACAUGUAGUACUAAAUGAAAAAAAUGAAUAAAAAGUAAUGUCAACUUCUA